Aegilops tauschii subsp. strangulata is the source of this 2452-nucleotide messenger RNA. RefSeq names its product two-component response regulator-like PRR95. Lineage: Eukaryota; Viridiplantae; Streptophyta; Magnoliopsida; Poales; Poaceae. The record is from RefSeq and is a predicted model, not a curated record. Gene Ontology annotation, molecular function: protein binding. Gene Ontology annotation, biological process: cytokinin-activated signaling pathway; phosphorelay signal transduction system.
UUUUAAUCGUCUCCAUCGCGAGUCCGCAACUCCACUGGCAUUUCGAUCCCGAUUUCGAAGCUUCCAGCGAUCCAGCGCGAGAAGAAGAAGCUGUGGUGGUGGUGAAGGCUACUUUAUCUGCGAGCUGAGGCGGCCGGGCUCCGGCGAGUGGAGAUAACCAGACAGAGCCGCCCGGGAUGGUGCGCGGCGGUCAAGGACAAGAAGGAGGGUUGGGGGAGAGAGAGGUGGUGAACGUGGUGGACCAGGACGGGAGGGAGGAGGAGGUGCGCCGGGCGCUGCCGAUGAUGCCCGUCAGGGUGCUGCUCGCCGAGGGCGACGACUCCACGCGCCACGUCAUCUCCGCGCUGCUCCGCAAGUGCGGCUACCACGUUUCUGCAGCUUCUGAUGGUGUCAAGGCCUGGGAAUUACUAAAGGAAAAAUCGUUCAAAAUAGAUCUCGUUCUCACUGAAGUUGAACUUCCUUUGAUGUCUGGGUUCCUCCUACUCUCCACGAUCAUGGAACAUGACGCGUGCAAGAAUAUCCCUGUCAUAAUGAUGUCUUCGAAUGAUGCAGUUAGCAUGGUUUUCAAAUGCAUGCUGAAGGGCGCAGCCGAUUUCCUUGUCAAGCCGAUACGAAAGAAUGAGUUACGGAACUUGUGGCAGCACGUUUGGAGAAAACAACUUGCAAAUGGUGAGAUCGAUGUGCAGCAGAUACAACAAGAAGAAAAUGUCGCAGAACAGCACGGACAAAAGACUGAAAUGACAAAAGCUGAACAUUCCAUUCAAAAUGUCGUCCGUAGAAAUAGAGAUUGCAGUGAACAAGAAAGUGAUGCUCAAAGUUCUUGUACAAGAUCAGAACCAGAGGCUGAGAGCAAGCACACCAACAGUUUCUUGGAGUUUAAGCAGAUAACUGAAAGGCAAUCAUCUACUGACCCCAAAAACACACUGGAAAAUAGAGACCCUGAAAACCCUAGUGAUAAUAAGCGCAAGAAAGCCUCGACAGAUAUCGAGGUAGUCCAUAUAAUUGAUGAUGAACCAAAGCCUAGCACACCGAUGGAGGUGGAUAUUGUGAGAACAAACCCUCAAGGAAACGGCGAUAAGUGGUUCUCCAUCCCAGCCCAUCAGUUGGAGCUUUCUCUCAGAAGAUCUGACUAUGGCAGAUCAGAGGACCAAGAGAAAAAUGAUACGAGAACCCUGAACCACUCAACUUCAUCUGCCUUUUCAUUGUACAACUGCAGGCCUAUAUCCUCUUUUGGUAACGCUGGUGAUGCUCAGCCAUGCAGCACCUCAGCAACACACGCAGAUCUGCAAAACAAAAAUGGAGAUUCGGCAGCUCCCUUUCAAGACAAGGCCGACCCAAUUUGCCAUCCUAUCAGAGUUGUAGCACUUCCCGUUCCUGUUGGAGGCCUCACGUUUGACGGGCAACCAUUCUGGAGUGGUGCACCUGUGGCACCCCUUCUCUAUCCACAGUCAGGUCCUCCUAUUUGGAACGGCAGAACUCCAGUGUCGCAAGAGGUGGACACGCAAGCAACUUCAUCGCAGCAGAGUGAUCCCACAGAGAUGGACUGUCAGCAGACUGAAAGCACACAGCGACAAGAAGUGCUACCUUCACCGACUGCAAAUGAAAAGCAUCUGCACGUUGAAAUCCCCUCAGACAGCAACCCUCAGCAGGUUUCACCCAUGGCCGGCGAAAGCGGAACCGGAAGUAGUACUGUGUUGAACAACUCUGGCAAUGCUCUCAGUGGAAGUGCCUGUGGAAGCUCUUCCAACCGGAUCGCCACCCCUACCGAACAGUGUAACGCAUCUGACGGUGCUACUGAAAAUCCAAGCAUGGAGGGCUCGCAUCAGCUGAGCCAACGAGAGAUUGCACUGAACAAGUUUCGGCUCAAGAGGAAAGAAAGGUGCUUCGAGAAGAAGGUGCGGUACCAGAGCAGGAAACUACUUGCAGAGCAGCGUCCCCGGGUGAAGGGUCAGUUUGUUCGGCAAGAGCAGAACAUCCAAGCAAGCUAGGUAUAUCACCACAGGUGACAACCGUUUGCCGUGCUGCGCCUACUGAGUGGAGAUCAACUAUCAACCUUUCUUUCUUUCUUGUAUCCUAUGUAUACGCUGACUUGUCGUAGAUUAGCUCGUACAUAGUAGAAUUUGUCAGUAGGCGGCUAGAGAACACACUGCCUGACUUGGUACAUGUUUGCCGUAUACGUUGUUGCACUCUGUGUGGUUGCAAAGGUGUCAGUCAAGGAUGUCCUAAGACACUCUUUUGUGUGCUUUCUUGAACUGAGCAUCGUUGCUGCAGUUUAGUUCACUGCCUCAGCAAAAUGCUGUCGUCUUUCCGUACUAGAUGGAUUUAUAUUCAAAGGCAUUUUGUAAUUUUUAGUACAUUUUGGCUGAACUUCUGGCCAUGUAUGGACGAUGGCUGGGCGAGUUCUUGCGUGAUUUUUUCUGUGUAAUAAAUUACCGGCCGCUUGAAGUUUGAA